Molecule: messenger RNA, 759 nt
Organism: Dioszegia hungarica
Lineage: Eukaryota; Fungi; Basidiomycota; Tremellomycetes; Tremellales; Bulleribasidiaceae
Exons: 4
Coding region: 1-759 (252 amino acids)
Source: RefSeq, a predicted model, not a curated record
AUGUCCACCACACACAACGACAUUGACAUCAAGAUGUCCCCACCCUCAGCGGCGUCGACCUUGACGGACCUCAAGCAGUACGCUGGCGAUGACGAAACCCUCGACAUCAAGCCCACUCAGCUUGACCGAAUCAAGAUUGAGCAACAAGUUCAGCAGCGGCUUGACGACACGGUCCAGCGCAUCAAAGACACAUCCGAGCAGCUUCAAACCAUCGCGCAACCCUAUGCCCAGAAGACCAGGGAUUUUGCUGAAGAGAGACCUGUGUUCUUUGUAAGUCCGGGGACGUGCGCAGUUGCUGAUUUGUUGACCUUUAUCGUGGUCUUUUCCGCCUUGAGCGCGAUCCCGCUUGUCUGCUUUGGAACAUUCCUUGUGUCUUCGGCGGUCUUUAUCAUUGGCACUGCAGCGAUCUGCAUCUGCCUGUCCCUUCUCGUCACAGUGUUCAUUGCAAGCUCGGUCCUUCUCCCGGUUCUCCUAUUCACCCUCAUCACGUCCACCCUCAUCACUUCAUUCUUACUCUUUCUCUUUCUCGCGCACCGCCUCUACCUACACCUCACCGUCGCGGCCAAGCACGAUCCGUCGGUCGAACACUUUUCCGCUGGGAUGAAGAGCUGGGCCGAUGAAACCAAGGCCAGGGUGGAUCUCACAUCUUUGGGGUUGAAGGGUAGGGUAAGUUGGGCGGAUAUGGGGGACUCUGGUCAGUGGAAGAAGGAGGACGAAGGUCUUCAGUUGGGUGGAAUUGGACAGGAGCCGGCGGCUUGA